AUACUCAGUUCUGUAAAUAAAUAUAUCGGAAAUAGAGAAAUCAUAUUCUCCCUAUAUAAUAGUCAGUCUGGCAAAUAUAAUUACUGGAGUCUGUCUAUAAAAGUAGGAUGUACGCACGUAUUUGUUCUAGACCUUCUAGUUACGCUUAUAUGUGAAGUUGUGUCGAAACAGGAAAUUGGAUACAAAUAUCAGUAUUUACCUGUCUGCGGAGGGGAGGGUGAAAGAUGAUUUGCUAGAAGAUUGGUAACAGACUAUCGGACCAGAAAGAUGGCAGAGAACACAACAUUGGGCCUUGAGUCGGCAAUGUCACAUGACCAACUUGUCAUAAUUAAAACAUUUACCAUCGUCACUUCAAUUCUUGGAACAGCGGGAAAUACUCUUACAAUUCUAGCUAUUAUAAAAGGAAAGUUAUAUCAAAAGUCAUCAUUUAUAUUCAUCCUUAAUUUAAGUAUAUGUAAUCUAAUACAUUGUGUGAUACUGCACCCUCUGUUGGCAAUUCAGGCAUUCCACGGAAUUUGGACUUACAGAAAAUGGAGUUGCAUAGCAUUCGCUUACGGUUUAUUUUCAAAUCUUGGCACUGAACUUUGGGGUUAUACAUGUAUAACAAUAAAUCGUUACAUUUGUGUAGUAAAACAUCAUUUAUAUGCUCGGAUUUAUGGGGAUAAAAGAGUCGUCAUUGGAACUUUAGCAGUUACAUGGUUAUUUUAUCCCAUACUAUUCUUAUUCCCAUUAACAGGACUCUGGGGUAAUUUUGUGUAUGCGCCAAGAAAAUUAAUAUGUUACCCAUUUGCGGAUUACAACUGUAAUGGUUUUUGUUUAUUUAUCUACGUAAUAGCAAUUUCAAGUACUGCUCCAGUGAUACUGUUUUGUUACGGCAGUAUAAUUCAUAAAUACAUCAAAACACAGAGAAAAGUUGGACUUGGUCGUGAAAAAUCUUCUGUGAAGACCAGUAAAAAUGACUUAACAAUAGUGAAAACGGACAGUGAGAGAUCAAGAACUUUGUCGGAACUGAAAAUGGCAUUCACAAUUCUUGCGGUGAUAACAGUUUUUGCUGGAUGCCGGAUGCCAUUCAUGAUUCUAUAUCUAUAUGACCCUUCAAUGUCAAAGGUCAACCCGCUUAUUCAUACAGUGCUCAUAUAUUUCGGAUCAUGUUCAAACUGGAUAAAUCCUAUUAUUUAUUCAUUUACUAAUAAAACAAUAUUCACAUCGUUGAAAAAACUGUUCACAACCUGGAAGAAAACUUUCAUAGUUCAAACUGAAUAA
Molecule: messenger RNA, 1263 nt
Organism: Ruditapes philippinarum (Manila clam)
Lineage: Eukaryota; Metazoa; Mollusca; Bivalvia; Venerida; Veneridae
Product: G-protein coupled receptor moody-like
Exons: 2
Coding region: 268-1263 (331 amino acids)
Biological process (GO): G protein-coupled receptor signaling pathway
Cellular component (GO): membrane
Molecular function (GO): G protein-coupled receptor activity
Source: RefSeq, a predicted model, not a curated record